Dreissena polymorpha is the source of this 7849-nucleotide messenger RNA. Its product is annotated as zinc finger protein 852-like. Bases 348 to 2426 code for a protein of 692 amino acids. Gene Ontology annotation, molecular function: DNA-binding transcription factor activity, RNA polymerase II-specific; RNA polymerase II cis-regulatory region sequence-specific DNA binding. Lineage: Eukaryota; Metazoa; Mollusca; Bivalvia; Myida; Dreissenidae. The transcript is spliced from 4 exons. Gene Ontology annotation, cellular component: nucleus. The record is from RefSeq and is a predicted model, not a curated record. Gene Ontology annotation, biological process: regulation of transcription by RNA polymerase II.
CCGUGUUAUCUUUAAUAAACAUCAAAUAAGCUUUUGCCCGUAAAUUAGGUAGCACCUAUUAUCAUAUUACUAACAAUAUUCAGACACACAUGUCUCUCAAUGGAGAAUGCAACAUUUCUUAGCUUAUUUGUUUAUCAUUCUUUUUUAAUUAUCGUGCCGUUUCAAACAUUUCAGAUUCGACAAAAUACAUGCUUUUAUGGCCCAAUACGAUAUGAGUUCCGGAAAACUCCCUCGUAUUUUGUUUAGGCUCCGGAGUGUACACCUGCAAGUAAAACAGUUGCCUCCCCUGAAUAUAAGUUUGUUAUUAAAAAAGGGGAAAUCCUGGAAAACGAACCCACUGGAGCAAGAUGGACUUCACUCACAACCAGGACAAGCCACACAACUACAGCACUUCAUCUCAAAUGCUGCAGCAUGGCAUGAUGACCCCUGAAGGUUUCAGACAUCUGUCAGUCCCUCCUCACUUGACCCAUCUGCCCAGCUUCAUCCCACCUCAAAAUGCGCCCGAGAACUAUUCUCUAGGGACGCAUCAUUUUGGCCAAAGUAACAUGUACAAAGACCAUAACUUUGGCAUGCAGCAAGUUCAUCAUUCUUCAUUAAGUUAUAAGAAUGUUCAUGGGCCAGUGGAGCCAGAAACAGUUUCAGAACCUUCACACAGCAGUACAGUUAGCAUAGACAUGAGAGGAGACCAUACUGUUUACCACAACGAGAGCAAAAAGGCAGAAGUCUGUGGUGAGGUACUGUUAGAUGAUGUGAAGUUCACAUGUGGGGCCUGCCUGUUGCUGUUUAGUUCUGUGUGUGGACUUCACAGGCACAUGCAAAGUCACGGCUCUGGUUAUUACUUGGGCUGUUCCACAAAUACAGCUUUCCCAAAGGUUCAGACAGUGUCCUCUGAAAUGCAGACUGACUUGCAGACAGUGUCUUUAGAAAUGCAAACUGAAUUGUUGACAUUUAAUGUUCCAAUACAGGCUGAAAGUGUAGAUGCCACUGAUGCGAGGACUGAAAGUACCGGCAUUAAUGAAGUCAAAAUUGAAGUUAAGGGUCUAAGAAAGAAGCAUAGCGCAGACUCAAUAAAAAUUGAAAGGAGAACGCCACCAAAGAAGAGAGGACGCAAACCAAGAGAGAACAAAGAGGAACAGGUAAGAGAGAAAAGGAAGAGGCAUUCUGUUGGAAGAAAGAGGACACACUCAAGGGUAUCUGAUAUUGAUUUUGACUCUGCAGAAUCCAACGAUACUGUCGACUAUGAAAUGAACGGGGCCAACAAGACUUUCCCUCAAGUUAAAACAGAGGAAGACUUUAGCAAAGAAAAUAUUGAAGAUGUUAAAGAAGAAAUGGAUGAUGAAACCACUACCACUAGCAUAGAAAGUACCAGAAAACGGAACAGUUCAGACAGAAAGUUAUCAAAGAAAGGCCGAUCAAAGUUCAUCCUUGAUGAGAGUGGAUUAUUCACAUGCUCAGUUUGUAAGGAAUUAUUUGUAACUAAGAGGUUGAUGUCUGAGCACUACUUGGAAAACCAUUCCAGAAAACAAAUGCUAAAGCUUGGCAAACAUUUUACCAGCACUGAAGCAGGGACUUUCACAUGCAAUGAAUGUGGUGAAGUGGUGAAAAACCAUUACCAAGGAAAGCUUCACAUAAAGCGGAAACAUCCAGAAUUGAAGAAAGGCAAAGACAUUGAGACAGAAUGCCUCUGGUGCGGUCAGGUGUACAAGAGUGCGGGGCUUUGUCAGGUACAUUCCAGGAGCUGCGAGUUGAACCCAAAAUUCAGCUGUCAGAUCUGUAAAGAGAGAUUCACUACCACCGGUGACUUACAAAAUCACUUACUGGCCCAUUCCAACAUGGAGAUAAUGGCCUGUACGAUAUGCUGCAAGGCGUUCACAAAUGUACAGUACCUCCAGCGACAUAUGCUUACUCAUAACACAGCAAGGAACGUGCAAUGCGAGCAUUGUGGGAAGGGAAUGGUGAGUGAAAGGGCCCUUGCAAACCAUCUGGUACAUUGCACGGGGGAUAGAGUGGUGCCUUGUCCACACUGCAACGUGAAGUUCAAGACCAGGCAGGCACUGCGGCACCACAUGACCGUGCAUUCCGAUGAUCGUCCGUAUGUCUGUGAUGUUUGUGGGUUUGCAGUGAAGAAAGCCCAGUACCUGAAGCGUCACAUGCGCUGCCAUACAGGAGAGAGGCCUUACCGAUGUGCAGACUGUGGCAUGACGUUCUCUUCCAUGAAUGGGGUCAACAGACACAAGCGUAUUCACAUGAGUUUCAAGCCGUGCGUGUGUUCGUUCUGUGGCAAGUCGUUCACCAACAACUGGAAUUUGAAGACCCAUCUCCGCCAACACACUGGGGACACCCCCUAUGAGUGCGGACUUUGUGGGAAAGCCUUCAAACAGAACGUGCUCCUGAAACUGCACAAUAAGACGCAUCAUCCGUCGUGAUCGAGAAAUACAUCUGCUGGCUGCUAUUAAUGCGGUUUCUUUAGAAGUUACAAACAAAAUGCUGGGUUAAAACACUGCACAAUAUGUUUAAUCAUCCUUCUUUAUCCAUUUACAAUGGUUUUUGCUUUGGCUGUUUCUAUUGAACAAUUGUUUGUCAGAUUAACUUGAUUAGAACUUAAAUGUUCUCCAAUAACUGAAUAAUGAGAGCAUACAAUUUCUGGUUGCAUUAAAGGGGCCUUUUCACAGAUUUCGGCAUGUUUUGAAGUUUGUCAUUAAAUGCUUUAUAUUGAUAAAUGUAAACAUUAAAUUUUAAAAGCUUCAGUUUAAAAUAAAAUUUAAAAAAGGAAAAAAAAGUAGCACGCAGCCGGGCUGGAACCAGUGACCCUCGGAAUCCUGAAGCAAAAACACAUUAGCCAUGUGAGCUAUCCUGCCAAUCAUACAUAACAUGCGUAUUUUAUACGUUAUAUAAGCAAUCUUCAUAAUUUCACAUAAUUUAAAAGACAACAACAGAACUCUCCAAAUUUUUUAUUCAAUCGUUUCGCAUUGCAACGCUUUAUAAUUUUUAGGUUUUUAAAUCGUCAAAAGAUGCAUAUAAUGGCUAUAUUAGACCAUGCCAAAUGUUCAGUAAUACUGUUUCCUCACAAAUAUCAUAACUAAACCGAAAAUUUGCGAAUCUGAAAGAACUUUUUUCAAUUUUGUCAAUUUACCAAACCGUGAAAAGAUCCCUUUAACCCUUUACAACUUAGAUACGUCUUUUUACGCAUUUGUAGUCUCUUUUAAAGUUCAAUAUAAUUAAAGACCUUUCUUACUAGAUUCAAGUUUUAAAGGCUUCAAUUUCAACAUUUAGAUACUAAUGAGCAGUAAACAGCAAAGAAAUCUGAACAAACUGCUAGUUACUCGCAGGCUGUUCUAGUGUUAUGCUGUUUGCACAUAGCCAUUUUCUUUUUGGUUCUAAGUUGGAAAUGGUUAAACUGCCCAACUAACAUAAUCAACUAGUACACCGAGGUGUCACAAGUCAAAGUUUUGGUCGAAUGUUAAUCUUUUUAAGUUUUAAAAUGGAACACUGCGGAAAUGGCCAAUAGGAAUUAUUAUCAAAAGUUGCUUGAUAGAAUUACUUUAAGCCGAAUGUCACAAAUCCUAUUUUCAAUUACAAUGCUGAAUUCAACUUACAAAUACAUUGCAUUAGUUAUUGUGAUUAAGAAACAUUUAUAAAAUGUGGAAAAAAUAAAACAAAGUAAAAUUUAUAAAGAUAUACCAAGUGCAUGCAUGGAUGUUUUCCCUUGUCUUGCAAUAUAAGAAUUGAAUAUUUAAAUAAUAAGAAAUGUUUGUAGCUUUAUGAAUAUUUUAUAUGUAGCUUUUUAUAGGCUAUUUUAUUUGUUUUUGAAUUGUUUGAAAAAUAAUAUUGUUUUUAUUGGCUUAUCUUUGGCAUACUUUAGUGAUGUUUUAAUGUGAUGACCUGAUAGAUGUGUAGUUAUUGCCGUUACUGGCUUUAUUUUAUGUGUUUUUUUUCACAUAUUUUGACCAAAAUAUUUUACCAGUGAAUUUUUUUUGUCUGUUACUUUUCAGAGUGUUUGUUAAAAGUUUGCUUAGUACAGAAAUGUAUGUGUUUCCUUUAUACCCUGUACAUCAUGAUACAGCCUUUAUACCCUGUACAUCUUGAUACAGCCUUUAUACCCUGUACAUCUUAAUACAGCCUUUAUACCCUGUACAUCUUGAUACAGCCUUUAUACCCUGUACAUCUUAAUACAGCCUUUAUACCCUGUACAUCUUUAUACAGCCUUUAUACCCUGUACAUCUUGAUACAGCCUUUAUACCCUGUACAUCUUGAUACAGCCUUUAUACCCUGUACAUCUUGAUACAGCCUUUAUACCCUGUACAUCUUGAUACAGCCUUUAUACCCUGUACAUCUUGAUACAGGAGACACAUCGGGGAGACACACUUUUUGCCUGAACAGGAUUUUUGCUAUGAAGAGUCUUUCUUAAAACAGAAAAUGUCAUAAAAGCAGACAGUGUCGUCCUUUAUUAGCCUGUGCAUUCUGCACUCUGAGAUGACACUUUACACACAUGCAUUAACCCCCCCCCCCAUUUUCACAGAGCGCAGCCCAAAUGUAAUAUUGUUUAUAAAUUUUAUUUUAUGAUUUUAUGUGCCAUGCGCCAGUUUUUACUGUAAAUGAACAACAAUAAUAUGUAGCUAUUUGUGAUCCUCAAUGAAUGAUGUGCGAGUUUCAUUCAGUGAAGAAAAAUCUUUGUUGUUCUAUAUUUGAAUUUUUUAAUGAGCAUAAACAUGUAACUGUUUUGUCUGUUCAAAGGGGCACAUCGACAACUGGUUGUAUAUUUAAAAUUGAUACAUGAGCAUCUUUAAGUUUUCCAAAGAACAAACUUUAGUCAAUAUUGCAUUCGAAGCAAUACUAGUAACUGGAACAAUUGUGUAUAAAAUGUACAUGAUAAUACAUUUAAAUGCAUUACCGGGUACUUUUUUGAUAAAAGAGCAUCUUUAAAGUUUUUUGAUAAAAGAGCAUCUUUAAAGUUUUCCUUGGAACAAACUUGUUGUAAAUAUGCAUUUUAAGCAAAAGUUGUAACUCGAAAAAUUGGGUAUAAAAUGUAUAUGAUAAUAUAUUUUAUAUGCAUUACUUUUUCAGCUGUGUGUGUUUUUUAAACUAAGAAGGUUUUAUGGGAUACAUUUUUAUGCACCAAUCAUCUUUGAUGCGGAGGCGUAAUUACCUGUCCAUUUGUUGGUCCACCAGUCCAUGAUGAGGUAUCCCAAAAUGACAGGUUCCAUGUUAUAUCAAAAAUGCUUUCUACAAAGCUUUCAUACUUGCAUGGAUGGUGUUUUGGCUCUCUUUCAACUUGCCUACAUCACCUUUAACAGACCAACUCAGACGGAUACAAACGGUUGUUUUUUGUGACAAAUUUGCACACUUGUAUAAAGCAUAUCUAUAUUUCGCCCCCUCUGUGCAAAAAGGUACCACGUGACAUUGAAAUUUAAAAGUACAUAGUACCUUUUUGCUCCAAUGGGGCAAUUUAAUGGAAAUUCUAUUGAUAUGCACAUUUAGCAUUUCUACAUAAUAAGUGAUUUAUAAGAACAAGCAUAAACAUGUCUAAUAGGGAAUAUUAUAAAACAUAUAAUAACAAAAUGUGAAUGCAUUUUGUAAAACUGCUCAUUUCUGUUCUUUUUUAAGGUCUUCUGUUGUACUAGUGAUUAUAAAAUACACGAAAAAGUUUUGCUGACAUUGUUGAACGUAAAUAAAUGGCUUAUGUAUGUUUAAUUAAAAAAAAAAACACCCUCAACAUAUUGCGCGAGAUAUGCAUACUAUAAAUAUCAUUUAAGGUUGAGCAUUUAUUUUAGUCUCGUAACAGUUCUUGAAUUCAUGCCUUAAAUCACAGGAAUACGGCUAAACUCCUAUCAUAUAUAGUUCAUAUGAUAUGUUAAGACAUAAAGAAUCAGAUACUCAUCAUGUACCAAACCAAAAUGUAACAAUUGUUUGAUUGUUCAUUUUAUUAUGCACAUUCAUCCUUAUAUACCUUAUACUUAAUAUGCUAUAGAGCUUUGCAUGACUGUUGCUGUGGAUGAAGGAGGUAAAAUGUAAUGUAAAACCUUAAUUUUUAGGCUUAAACUGUCUUUAAAUCUUGCUAUUUCCGAAAUUAGGUUAUUGUAAGUUCAAAACUUGUAGACAUUUUUGUAUGUUGUAGAGGUGUUUUAAUUUUAACGAAUUCUCACAUGAUGUUUGUUAUAUUUUUUGUAUAGACAAAGGAUGUAAUUGAGCCUAUUGGAAAACUGGGCAUAAUGCGUGUGUGUAAACUGUCUUCCCAGAUUAAUCUGUGCAGUCCACACAGGGAAAUCAGGGACGACACUUUCCGCUUUUAUGACAUUUUUCAUUUAAAUAAAGUCUCUUCUUAGCAAAAAUCAAAUUAAGGCGGAAAGUGUCUUCCCUGAUUAGCGUGUGCAGACUGCACAGGCUAAUCUGGGACAACACUUUACGCCCAUGCAUUAUGCCCAGUUUUCUCAGAACGCUACUCAAUUGUGUUAAGCAUCGUCACAUAUUAUCCUGUGCAAUGUGGUGGAUUUUCAUUUAGAUAAAAAUCAUAUACAUGACAAAUGCCAUCGUAUCGACUCUAAUACAACUGGGACAAUACUUUACUCGCAUGCAUUUCUCUGAGACCAGCCCAAUUAAUUUAUGUGAUAAACUAACAAAUAAAACAUGUGUAGUGAAUUAUAUUUUCCCAAAUUUCUUCUCGUCAUAUCAUAAAUUAAUUUAAAAUCAAAAUAAUUUUAGCAUUACCGUAACUUAUUGUCCAAUAAACGUUUCCUUUGCUUUCUGGUGUAUGGCUGUUAAAGCCCACGGGCAUAUACCUAUGUGAACAGAUUCUUAUCGCUACUGUGAGGUCCAUUGUUAAAGCUCCUCUUGGGGAUUGUUUUCAAAAUUUAAAGGACUGGUUAUUCCCCAGAAACAGUCUUGAGAGUGUUUCUAUGAAUAUGUUUAAAUGAAUGCAUGUAAAAAAUAAUUGUUAAACAAUUAUUUGUGUGUAUGUUGAAUGUUUCAUGUUAGCAUCUACAGUGACAUACUUAUUUUAAGUAAUAUAUGUGAAUGUUAUAUACUCCUGAAAUAUUUAUAUUACAUAUGUGCUUCAGAAAGGUUUUUUGUUUGCUCAUUUAAAAGACACACACUUAUUAUCCCCCGCCUUAGGCGGAGGGAUAUUGUUUUGGCGUUGUCCGUCCAACCGUCCCAUCUUUCCGUCCGUCCGACACUUUUGUGUCCGGAACCAUAUCUUGGAAGUGCUUUGGUGGAUUUCAUUGAAACUUGGUAUGAGUAUAUAAAUGGAUAAGAGGAUGAUGCACGCCAAAUGGCAUUGUACACCAUCUGUAAAUAAUGGAGUUAUGGCCCUUUGUAUCUUGAAAAAAUGCUUUUUUGAGUGUCAAAUACAACACUUUUGUGUCCAGAAGCAUAUUGGCGGGGGAUAUCAAUUCAACAAAUUUGCUUGUUCUAAUUAUGAUCAGGUCUCAGGCGCACAAAGCUUCUUUGUGAAAGCAAGACGUUUGUGAUCAAUUGUUUUGUAAUUUCAUUUAAAGUUUACAUGUUUUUCCCCGUAUUCCAUGUACAAGUUACAAAUCUAGGCACAUGUCUAUCAUCCUUUUGCAUUAAAGUGACUGAAGUAAAUAUUUUAUGAAUUCACCUUAUAUUUGAAAACAUAUGCUUAAAACGAAUAAAUUGUGUUUCGUAUAUUUAAAAAAAUAAAGAUGUAUUAUUAUUUUAAUAAUGAUAACAAUGUAUAUAUAAAAAGUUUUUUCUAAGACCUUGUACUCUAUCUCGGUUACCGCCAUGUUGUAUAUGUACAUGUAUGUAUGUGUAACCAGCCUGCUUACUUAUUAAUGUUAAUUUUAUUACAAAAUAUAAAUGAUUUACAAUAAAUGAAAUGAACUAUCAA